AUUUUGGGCUAGUUACUCUAUAUAUAUUAAAGAGGUGUUGUCGCAAUAUGAAGCUGAAGAUUUUAAUCCUCGUCACCCUGUGUAUCGCAUUUGGCAUCUUCGCAAUUAUGACAGAUACUGAAAUUCAUUCAAAACUUGUCCAAUCCGUACAACGCAUGCGUAGCUUCUCGGAGCAAUUAUCCCAUAGAGAGAAUAUUGACUGGUACACAGCACAUAUGACGGAAAUACAACUCGAGAGGCGGCAACGGCUACAAAAAGCUUGUAAUAACUUAGGGUAUCACUCCAGCAACAGUAGCGCCCUCACAGCUGAUCAACUGAGGAGAUUUAGUAAUCUUAUGGUCAUACCAAAACUCAAGGUUGUCUACUGCUAUGUGCCCAAGGUAGGAUGUACAAGUUGGAAAGCAUUACUGCUGAAUAUGAGUGGAUAUCUGCAGUAUCCACAGAACUCGCAUGACAAGGCCAGAGCAGUCUUCCCAUCUUUGUCUAAUUUUGACGUUGAAAAAGCGCGGGAAAUCACAGCUGGGUAUAAAUCUUUCAUGUUUGUUCGGAACCCAUUUACGAGGAUCUUAUCAGCGUAUCGGGAUAAGAUUACUCUAGAUAACGGCAAAACCUGGCGGAGACUACUCUUCAACUGGCUCUCUGUUGCAGAUCCACAUGAAGCGAAGUUAUACAACGAUGCUUCAAGGAAUUUCACUUUCAAUCAUUUUAUUCGAUUCUACCUCUCGUCGUCAGUCAAAAAUGAACACUGGCGAGAAAUUGAUAGGUUAUGUCUACCAUGCCAAGUAAACUAUGAUUUCAUAGGAAAGUUUGAUCAUCUUUACGAAGACUCUAGUUAUCUCAUCAGUAAACUCACCAACGAUUCCCAUGUCGAACUUCCACACAGGCAGAAGAAAACUAACAGUUCUGACGACACAACAUUACGCCAGUUUUAUUCUGGUGUUCCACCUGAUUUGCUACGACAAUUGGUGAUGGACGAGGGUGUGGUUAAAGAAAUGGCGCUGUUUGGUUUUCACCAACCAUCUGUUAUAACUGAACUACUUGACAAACAAACACGGGAAAAUUGUAACUGAUGGUACUUGCAGAAUAAAAGAACGGGGAUGUGCGACCUUUUCAUUAUGGUUUAUCCGCUGAAACCUUAGCCUCUUGUCGAGGCCCUGUCGGCUGCUUUCCGAGCGAACAUGGCAAAGCCAGGCCUAAUUCGCUUCGCGAAUAAGGGAAUCCCUCGCUUCGCUCGGGAAGCAGCCGCCAGGGCCUCGACAAGAGGCUACUGAAACCUACGCUACGGAAGGAAAGGUUCGUACGAACGCAUCGUUCGUUCGAACCUGUUCGAAAGAAUUCUAAAGUUCGGAGAGAUUUGUAGAUGGGGCGCAGAUUCUUACGGUUUGUAGAGACUUGUAGAUGGGGCACAAAUUCUUAGCCUUUUUAGGAACAACUUUGGGAGAACAACUUAAAACCUUCUAGAAAGGAAAUGAUGUUUUAGCUUAUACGACGGCCCUAGAAAUCGUUCGUUUUUCGUAUAAAUGCCUUGAGUAAUUCUUUCGUCAGAUUUAUGGCCAUCUUAUGAUUUCUGUUGUCGCACGUGCAACUAACGGUACUCUCAAGACGUUAAUAUGUUUUUAUAAUUCGUCUGGUUCUAAAAAAGACGCUGCCGUGCCACUUCCAAUGGACACCAUCUCUUAAUGAAGAGGAUGUUUCUGUAGCUCUCUCCCUCUAGCCCGGUCUUCCUUAUCAUCUCCCUCCUUUCCUUUCUUUUAUAGAUUUCCCUCUUGCUCCCAUAUUUCUGGAGAUGCUUCUUUGUCGAAUACCAUGGGCAGGGUAAUGAUUUGCACUUCGCGCGUUUGGCUAGUAUAUACCCCCUGAAAUGAUGCACAUAUUGUGUACCUAUACACUUUCAUACAAGUCCCUUUCGAUCAAAAAUCAAGAGUCGUCCGUCCGAGCGCCGUACGAAUCAUCGUUUUUAAGAACGAUAUAUAAGAGCCCUCUAUGAACAACCCAAGGCGUUAUUACGAUCAUCGUAAGAAUUGAGGACUUCUACAAUUUGUCUCUUGCCCCUACGAAACUAGCGAGGUUCUUCAUGAUAUUCAUACGACGUUCAUAUGGCGGUCUGGCGAAGAGAUGGUUUCGUUCGACGUUAAAAAAAAUCUUGGACAAGAUCAUCGACCAAGCAGCGACUUACGAACGGACUACGAACGGUCUGCGAAUGCUUCAUGCUUUCUACUGCCUUAUUGAGAAGAUCUUACGAAAUGGUAUAGAAAUUAGUGGGGUUCGUAGCAGUUCCUAAUCAAGUGAUCGAGGCUUCGGAGAACAUCAAAGUAUCAAGUGGAUAAGUUGAUUUCCAUUUAGCAUAUUAAAUGAGAACGAAACCUUUGAAACCAGUUGAUCUCAAAUAAACAGAUCAAUGAUAGUUUAAGAAAGAUUGAAUGAACAUGAAGAAAGUUUGUGCAUUUGAAUGUUGGGGUGGCCUGUACAAACAUCCCCCCCCCCCACUUUUUACGAAAGAAAUACAAAAAAAAUCACAAGAGAUAAUUGUUUUAUUUGUGAAAAUUCUUCCUAAAAUACCGCUUAACAAAUAAAACAAUAUUAUUGAAUCAUAAAAUGCAAAUAAAGAGCCAGUUCACC
Molecule: messenger RNA, 2619 nt
Organism: Lytechinus pictus (painted urchin)
Lineage: Eukaryota; Metazoa; Echinodermata; Echinoidea; Temnopleuroida; Toxopneustidae
Product: carbohydrate sulfotransferase 14-like
Exons: 3
Coding region: 48-1070 (340 amino acids)
Biological process (GO): carbohydrate biosynthetic process
Cellular component (GO): membrane
Molecular function (GO): sulfotransferase activity
Source: RefSeq, a predicted model, not a curated record